AUGUCAAAUUUCUUCAGAGACAACUCAUUAGGUUUCAAGCCACGGUCUAAUAUCUUCUCAAAGUUAAGGGUCAAAGAACCUGACUUGAGCUGCGAUAGUUCGUUUGGAGAGGAUGCGGGAUCCUCCUUAAUGAGGGAUGUGUUUAUGAAGUCUCACCAAAAGAAUGUCGAAAACACUACGUCGGAUACUACUGUUGCUCCCGGAGAUCAGUUCAAACCAGAAGAACAUUUUCAGUUGGGAUCAAGCACUCCAAAGGCAUUCAAGAGUUUUGGUAGAGUAAAAGGUCACGUCGACGAAGAUGAUUUAGAGAUAACGGAGGUUAGAGAUGUUUUAGGGCCCAACGACUCUAGUGCCAGUACUCUGCAGACUACAAGUGAUGAGCAGAAAGGGAAAUUAAUUGAUGAUUCUUUUAUUCAUAAUGAACAUCUGCAACCAGUGGAUACAUCGUCAAAUGAUGUCCUUCUGGAAGCAUUCACCAAUACGCAGAAAAUAUGCUCAAAUUUGAAACAGGAAUUACAAAGGCAACAAACACAAAACUCUAAAUUAAAGGAACAAGUCUCGAACUCUCAAAAUGAGAAUAAAAAGCUUGUUGAAAGGUUCGAAGAAUAUAAACAGCUGCUAACAAAUUUAGAGGACCAAUCAAAGUCUUUACAGGACCAAAAAUCUGCUGGUGACACAACUUUGAAAGAACUUAAAGAGAGUCACUGCAUUUUUGAGAAAAAGAUCGAUGAGUACAAGAAGUUGAUUAACGGAUUCAAAUUAGAUAUAUCUAACUUCAAAUUAUUCAAGAAAGAUGUGGAUUUAGAAGCAAGCAAAAAGUUAAAAGAAAUUGAAUACUUGAAAAGGGAACUAAAUGAUUGUUCUGGUCAUCUGAGUGAGGAAAAAUUAAAAAAUAUAUCUUUGUUGCAAGAAUUGAGCAAGUCGAGAGAGGAGAUAAGGGAGACUAUAAUAGCAGAAGUUACGAAAGGCGAGCACAAACUUCAAGAUGCAUUGACAUCUUUCAAUGAGAGUCUCAAUGCAACAUUGCAGGAAGAGUUAAGGAUUAAAUUGUGCCCUGGGAAUAAAAAUUUCUUGGAUCGUAUAUUUGGUGAAAUCACCAAGCUAGAAGGGUUUCUGAAAUCAAAGAUGGAAGACUCCACCAAUUUGACUUCCAGACAUGUGCAAGAUAAAUUUGCCUCUUUGAAUGAGCAACUCCUAAAUAAAAUAUCUGAGGAAAAUGAACGAAGAAACAAAAAAGCAUCAGAGUCCUCAGAAGAAUUCAUUAGAGGUCAGAAUAAGUAUUUAAAAGAAUGUCUGGGAAAAUAUAUGGAGCAGAUCCAAGCUGAAAUGAGUUCUAUGGGUAGCGUUUCUUUAAGUUCAAUUGAAUCGCUAACACAAAGCUUUGAAAAAUAUCAGGCAGAAAUGAAGAAUUGUCAGCAAUACAAGUCGAAGAUAAGUGAACUUCAAUCUGAGGUUCAAACGUUACAGUUGCACAAGAGCCAAGUUUUGAGCUCUCUUGGAACAAAAGAAGCGCAGCAUGAACAACUUGUAAAGAAGCUAAACUCUAAAAAUAUCGAAAUCUCCAAAUACGUGGAACUUCGGAAUCAGCUGCGACAGAAGGUUGACGUCAUUACUACAGAACUAGAAUACCAUAAAAACAGAUUGGUUAAACUAAACGAAGAAAAUAUAACGAUAAAAGCCAAUUCUGAAAAUAAGAUAAUUGUUCAAGGAGAGUUGUUGAAGGCAUUACAAACCGAAAACGACAUUGUGAAGCAAAGAACCGUUGAGCUUGAUACGGUGAGAGAGCAGAAUGAAAAGGAAAAUAUCAACAGAAUCGCUCAAGUCCAGUCUCUCAAUGAAAAACUGCAAAGGUUAAAUGUUGAAAUGGUUCAAUUGAAAGCACAUGAGCUAGAGCUAGAAGAAGAAAAUAGGAAUCUUAAAAACUCAAUUGAGGAUGAUAAAGCUAGUUAUGAUGAAACUACUGGCGAGCUAAAUUUAUUGCAGCAAAGAUUAAUUGUUCUGCAAGCUGAUAAACAGGAUGUUGUUACUGAAAAGUUGGACUUACAAGACAAAAUCGAUGAAUUGCGAAGCUCAUUGAAAAAUAUGAAGCAAAAGAUCAAAACGAUGGAGAAUGACAACGUAACUAGCCUGGAAGACCAAAAAAAAAAACUAGGCCAGGGUUCAACUUUUAAUCCUAGGGUACGAGUUUCAUCCAUUCGAAGCGAGCAGGUAGAAGAUGUAAGCCCAGAUGCAGCACAGAAGGAAGUGGCAGACAAAGGUGAUGAGUUCGACUUGUCAUCAUCGUUAAAUGACGAUCUUGAAUUGACAAAUCCUUCACCUAUUGAAAUAAAAACAAUAAAUUUAAAAAAGCCUAGUGGAUCAAUGAUGAAGCCACCAAACUUUUCCAAGAAGAAGUUACUUUUGUUGGACGAUGAUGAUUCUGCAACGCAUUUAAAGCACCGGUGGAAGAAGAGAAGAGCAUAA
This is a messenger RNA of Zygotorulaspora mrakii, 2463 nucleotides long. RefSeq names its product Zip1p (gene ZIP1). Bases 1 to 2463 code for a protein of 820 amino acids. The record is from RefSeq and is a predicted model, not a curated record. Lineage: Eukaryota; Fungi; Ascomycota; Saccharomycetes; Saccharomycetales; Saccharomycetaceae. The transcript has a single exon.